AUACUUCUAGCAGAAAGGGAAAAAAAUAGAGGCCUUCGAAAAUGGUGGCGCUCACUUCCUUAUCCCCACACUCGCCGAGUCCUUCCCCGUCGACGGCAAAUCCUCGCCGCCGGCCACCGCCGCCUCACGUAACCGCCACACCCCGCGGCCAUAUCCGGCCCACGGCCGCCGUCGCAUCCGCCGUCACCAACUCCGACGUCGGCGGCGCCGACGACUACCACUCCACCAUCCGCUCGCUCAACUCCCACGGCCGCCACGUCCCCCGCAAAUCCCUCGGCCAGAACUACAUGCUGAACACGAGGGUGAACGAGGAGCUGGUGGCGGCGGCGGGGGUGGAGGAGGGGGACGUCGUGCUCGAGAUCGGCCCGGGGACGGGCUCGCUCACCGCCGCGCUGCUCGCGGCCGGCGCCACAGUCGUCGCCGUCGAGAAGGAUAAGAAUAUGGCUGCCCUUGUCAAAGAUAGGUUCGGAUCCACAAAUCAAUUGAAGAUCAUUGAAGAAGAUAUCACAAAAUUUCAUGUCCACUCCCAUUUUCUCCCUAUCCUGGAGGAGAAAUCCCAUCACAAGAAGAAAUAUGCCAAGGUUGUGACAAAUUUACCAUUCAAUGUCAGCACUGAAGUUGUCAAACAAAUCCUCCCAAUGGGGGAUGUUUUCUCUGUCAUGGUGCUUAUGCUUCAGGAUGAAACAGCGCUACGCCUUGCAAACGCUGCAAUACAAACACCUGAGUACCGACCUAUCAAUGUAUUUGUGAAUUUUUACUCUGAACCUGAGUACAAGUUCAAGGUUGAAAGGGCAAAUUUCUUUCCUCAACCGAAGGUUGAUGGUGGUGUUAUAAGAUUUAAACUAAAGAACGCUGGAGAGUACCCACAUGUUUCUUCCAACAAAAGUUUCUUCGCAAUGGUGAACUCCGCGUUCAAUGGUAAGCGCAAGAUGCUUCGGAAAUCACUUCAGCACAUAUGUUCUUCGGCUGACAUCGAGGCUGCUCUUACCAAUAUCGGUCUUCCAGCUACGGCUAGACCAUCUGAUCUGGUGAUGGAUGAUUUCGUGAGGUUGCACAAUCACCUGCCAAAAGUAUGACUGCCCCUGAGUUCAAAAUGCAUAUGGAAUCAUUGUGUUGGUUCGCUCGCAGACUCGCUGCAUUAAGCAUGUCGCUAAAGUGUUUUGCUCCCCAGUUAGAGCACACUGCAGCUUGCAGGUAGGGACUGGAUAGUAAACUCCAGGGGUCCCAUGGCCUUCAUCUGCAUUCUGCAAAAAAAUAUGUGUCGCAGCACCAGUCAGCAUGGAUAAUCAUGGUGAUUGUGCUCCAUCUUCGAAAGCAAUAACAAUAUGCAUGUCGUGAUUUUGUUCGCGCAGGAAUCUCAGGGUUUUCCUUACUGCAGAUGACAUGUACGCAAGAAUGAACAUACACAGUGAUCAUGUGUAUACAACCUCUUGUACCGAUCUUGGCAAAAUGGAGGCUGCAAUGUAGAGACCAAAGGUGUCUGUCAGGGCAACCUUUGACCAGGCAAAGAUGCUUGCUACAUUGUAAAUUGCCAAUGCUAUUCAUGUGUGCUGACGCAGAUAUAUGUAUUGCUGUUGUAUUUGGGGUUGAACUUUGAGUUGAAAUUGCACCAAAAAGGUGUAGAUAUUCAUGUUGAGCACAAAACUCUGUUGACAUUC
This is a messenger RNA of Lolium perenne, 1658 nucleotides long. RefSeq names its product ribosomal RNA small subunit methyltransferase, chloroplastic. Gene Ontology annotation, molecular function: rRNA (adenine-N6,N6-)-dimethyltransferase activity. The record is from RefSeq and is a predicted model, not a curated record. Lineage: Eukaryota; Viridiplantae; Streptophyta; Magnoliopsida; Poales; Poaceae. Gene Ontology annotation, biological process: rRNA methylation.